This is a messenger RNA of Scheffersomyces amazonensis, 3816 nucleotides long. RefSeq lists its product as uncharacterized. Gene Ontology annotation, biological process: subtelomeric heterochromatin formation. The transcript is spliced from 5 exons. The record is from RefSeq and is a predicted model, not a curated record. Bases 1 to 3816 code for a protein of 1271 amino acids. Lineage: Eukaryota; Fungi; Ascomycota; Pichiomycetes; Serinales; Debaryomycetaceae. Gene Ontology annotation, cellular component: nucleus.
AUGGUGUUAUAUAAAAGAAAACAAGUGAAUUUUAUACCUCCACCUCCAAUACCAUCGGAUUUAAAUAUUCAAGUAUAUUAUAUUCCUCAAACAAAAGAAUGGUUUCCAAAUUAUGAAGAUUACCUUUCCAGAAUGGAUUAUUAUAAACGUAAAAAAUUUGUUUGUGAAAUUACUGGGAAUUCAUGUUUAACAUUUUUUGAAGCUUUACAAUCAGAAGCAAAAGAAAUUGAAGGAGUUGAAAGAAAUUUUCCUGAAGCCUUAAGGGAACAUAUUUUAAGAUUUCUUCAAUUUAAUAGAAUUACUCGUCUUGAUCAAUUAGUUGAUAAAGUUUAUCUGGUAUUUAAAAAUGAUUUCUUUCCUGGUGAAACAAUCUUUAUAAAGGGAACUUUAACUGAUUAUAAUUCUCUUAAACCAGCUAAAGAAUUAAAUAAUGAUAUUAAAACAAAUGAUGAAAAUCAACCAUUAAUUAAACAAAGAGGAACCAUUAGAGAAAAAGUUCAACAACGUUUAGGUGAUGCAAUUACAACAAAAUAUCUUGUCGUUCGAUUAAAUGAUAUGCAACAAUCAAUUGUAACUCCUGAUAAAAUUGCUAGAGAUAGAAAUCAUUUUACUAAAUGGUUAAUUAAAACUUUUAUAAAAUUAACAGUAGCGAGAUCUCAUAAAGUUAAUGCCCCUUGGGUUGUAAAAGAUAAAUAUGCAAAGAAAUAUAGAAUUCCUCAAAAAUAUCCUGAAGAUUUAAUUCAAUUUGCUGAUUCAACUCCAACUGGUGAAAAUAUGAUUAAAUCAAAAUCAAAAAGACUGCAAUCUCAAGGGCAAAAUUCAAGACAACGAGGUAGAUCUGAACAACAUGCUAAAGAACAAUCUAAAAAGGAUGCUUUAUUACUUCAACAACAGCAACAACAACAACAACAAAUCUUACUUAAAAAGAAAUUCCCCGCUCAUUAUUUACCAGAAAGUCUUGAAUUAGAUGAUGAAUUAUUUGCUUCGGAACGGUCGACUCCGGCAUUAAAUGGUUCUACCAAUAAUAAUGUUAUUAAUUCAAGUUCUCUUCAACCUACUAAGAAACAUAUAACUAAUGAUUUAGAAAUCAAAUUUGAUAUUCAAAAUCCCAAACCUAUGCCUGAUGCUUUGGUGUUACCUGUCAAUUCUAAGACUUGGAAUGAACAUUUAAUUGAAGAAAUCAUUAAGGGUAAAGGCAAUAGCAGUAAAGAAGAAGAUGAAGAAGAUGAAGAAGAUGAAGAAGAAGAAGAAGAUAAGGAUGUUAUUGUUAAACAAAUUAAGAAAUUAAGUUCUCGAAAGAUUCAUGCCGUUCAAGAAGCUCUUCAAUCAUGGAUUUUUAUUAAUGUAUAUCAUUCUGCUUUAAAUUUAGAUACUAUGACAUUUGAUGAUUUUGUUUAUGCUAUGGGAUGGAAUGGUGAUCAAUUUAAUGAAUUAGGAAGAUGUGAAUUAUUAGAUGAAAUAUGGUGUUCAAUUCUUAGUGCUUUUGUAUCCAAUCAAUUACCUACUGGUAAAGAAUUAUCAGCUGCUCGAGAAAAGGAGAUUAUAUUUGGAUUACAAAUUCAAUUACCUCCUAAGACAUCAUAUAUAAAUCCUAUUAAGAAAGAAGCUCAAGAUGGGAAUGAUGAUGAUGAAAGAGGGUCUGAAAGUGAACAUGAAGAGAAAACCUUGAAGAGUGAAGAUGAUGAAGAUGAGGAUGAGGAUGAAGAAGAAGAAGAGGAUGAUGAAGAUGAUAAGAAAAUCAAUACCCGACUGAAAUCUAAAGCUAAAAAUGGAGAAGAAGCAGAAGAAGAAGAUGAAGAAGAAGAAGAUAAAAAAGAAGAAGAUGGAGAAGAAGAAGAAGAAAAUGACGAAGAAGAAGAAAGUGAAGAUGAUGUUGAUCAUAAUGCUUAUAAUGUUAUGAAUUAUAGAAAUUCAUCAUGGGAUGAUAAACUUCGGAAAAGAAACUUUAAGGAUGGAAAUUGGCAAUGUAUUUUAUUAGGAAUUCUUUCUCUUGUUGAAUAUGUUCCAUCAUAUAAAUCACUCAUUGAAGAAAUUUAUCAUGUAUUAGCUCCUAGAGAUUUACCGGCAACUCCAACUACUGUAUUAGAUCAAUUUUAUGAUCAUAUGGAUAUUAAUUUAAAAUUCCAAGUCUUGAAAGUUUUGGUUGAUCUUUUAAUUAGUGGAACAGUGGUUCGGAAUUAUAUUGAUAGUUGUUUAGAUGCAUCGACUGUAUUAAGAAGAAAUAGAUUAGAUAAUAUUAGAGAUUAUAAGAUUAAUUUAGAAAAUGCUCAACGAGUGAAUGCAACUAUGGUUGAAAUGUUGAAUGAACAUCAAAAGACUGAUGAAGAUAAGGAGAAGGAGAAAGAAAAGGAGAAAGAAAAAGAAAAGGAAAAGGAAGAAUCCAAUGGAACUCCAACCACUACAACUUAUAGAAGACCUCGAUUAAAUUAUCAGGCGUUUGAAAUGACGGAAAAUGAAGCAUCAUUUGCCAAAGAAAAUUCCACUUUUAAAGAUUUAUGGCAUGAAAGAAAAGAAUAUUUAUUAAAAUUGAAUCAAUUAAAGAGUGAAAAACGAGAAAUUGAAAAGAAAUUAACUGAAUUAGAUUGUCAACGAGUUAAAUUGUUAGGUAAAGAUCGAUUAUUUAAUCGAUAUUGGUGGUUUGAAAAUAAUGGAUUACCAACAUUACAUGGAGGAUCAGGAGAUGAUGAUGAAAAUGAUGAUGAAUCUAAUGAUAAAAAGGAUAAAGAAGAUGAAGGAACUCAUGAUGAUAAUGAUGAUGAUAAAGAAGAAGUCUUGGAAGAAACCUAUUUAAUGGGUAAAUUAUGGGUUCAAGGACCAUCUGAUGAUGAUUUAAGAAUUUAUUUUAAAACCAAUUAUGAAGAAGCUAAUAAAUUUAAUGAAGAAUAUAGUCAGUAUGAAUUCUUAGAUUAUCAAUUGAAGUUGAAUUCUAAAAUUGAUGAAGAUAAAGAUCAUGAUAUAAAGCAACAAGUUGACAUUAAACCAGAUGAAUCUAAUGAUACCACCAAUACUUCAUCUAAAAAGACUCAUAUUAGAGAAAUGGAUUUUUCUAAAUUACCUCCUCCAUUCCUUAAGACUGUAUCUAAAUUAUAUGAUGUUAAUUUUACUAAGAAUGAAAUUUAUAAACAUGAAGAUUUAAUUAUUGAUCAUGAAGGGGCAUUAACAUCAUAUGAAAAACUGCAAGAAUUAAGUCCAGUUGAAAGAAAAACCAUUGAAGAAUAUUCUGAUCCAUUAGUUAAUGGAUCUAAUUGGAGAUAUUAUGAUAAACCUGAACAAAUUACUAAAUUAAUAACUUGGUUAAAUCCAUGGGGUAAAAGAGAAUCUCAAUUAAAGAAAGAAUUAGCAGCAGUUAAAGAUGCAAUUAUUCUUUCAAUGGAAGCUAGAAGAAAAGCCCUUUAUUUAGAUAAAAUUCCUGAUGAAGAAAUUGCCAUUGAAAAGGAUAUUACUAAAAUUAAUGAAAAGAUUUAUAAAAUUCAAAAUCAAAAUAGUAACAAUAACAGUAACAAUGAUGAAGGUGAAGAAAUUGAAGAUGAUGAAGAUGAAUCUCCUGGUCCUAAACGGAAUUUAAGAAGAAAAUUUACUCCUCGAAAGAAACAAAAACUUCAGACUGUUGGUGAUGUCAUUGAAUUUGGUAAUAUUGAUGAUUUAAAAAGUUUUAAACAGAAAUUACAAAAUCAAUUAAAGGAAAAGAAGGAAGAACGAGAUUUAUCUCGAGUUUUAGAAUGGGUUAAUUCUAAAGCUUUAGAAUUAUUUGAUAAAUCACUUUAUGAUGGUGGAGAUAAAUUUAAAUCUAAAAGUAAGAAAUCAAAGCAUUAUUAA